Zingiber officinale is the source of this 717-nucleotide messenger RNA. Its product is annotated as 60S acidic ribosomal protein P3-like. Gene Ontology annotation, cellular component: ribosome. Gene Ontology annotation, molecular function: structural constituent of ribosome. The transcript is spliced from 2 exons. Bases 87 to 461 code for a protein of 124 amino acids. Lineage: Eukaryota; Viridiplantae; Streptophyta; Magnoliopsida; Zingiberales; Zingiberaceae. The record is from RefSeq and is a predicted model, not a curated record.
UUAUAAUGCGGAGCAGGAAACAUCCGAGCUAGGGUUGGAGUUCCCGUGCCGGCGGCUGACGAAGGAAGGGGCAGCAGCAGUACAUAAUGGGCGUCUUUACCUUUGUGUGUCGCACCUCCGGUGGUGAAUGGAGCGCGAAGCAGCUCUCCGGGGACCUUGAGGCGUCGGCUGCUUCGACCUUUGAUCUCCAGCGGCGUCUCGUGCAGGCUGUGCUCGGUGUUGAUGCCUCCGGCGGCGUUCAGUCUUCCUUCUCGUUAGUCUCCCCGUCAUCAGCAGUAUUCCAGGUGAUAGUUGGCGGCGGCGGCGGCGGUGCAUUUGUCAGUGGUGGUGCUCCAUCUGGUGUAGCUGCUGCUGGUUCCAGCGGUGGUGCUGGUUCUGCUCCUGAGGCACCUCCUGCUGAAGAGAAGAAGGAAGAGAAGGAGGAGAGCGACGAGGACAUGGGAUUCUCCCUCUUCGAUUAGGCUGGGUGGCAGGAGAGUACCUCUCAAGUUUCAAUAUUUUUUCCCUAUAUGUUUCCGAGUUUUUUGGUUGCUACAAUUCAAGGACUGAGUUUAAUAAACAAUUGCAAAGGCUUUUGACGACCUAUGAGUUUACUUCAUGAAACAUUUUUCUUGUUCUUUUUCUCUCACGUUUUGAUUAUCCCUUUCUCUUGUGUAUAUAUAGUGUGGACUGAUUUUAGAGGUAAAUGAAAGAGCAAGUGAAUUGCUUGGGUUUAAA